Messenger RNA from Chrysoperla carnea, 2001 nucleotides. Its product is annotated as sialin. Gene Ontology annotation, cellular component: plasma membrane. Gene Ontology annotation, molecular function: transmembrane transporter activity. The coding region runs from base 93 to 1562 and encodes 489 amino acids. The transcript is spliced from 6 exons. The record is from RefSeq and is a predicted model, not a curated record. Lineage: Eukaryota; Metazoa; Arthropoda; Insecta; Neuroptera; Chrysopidae. Gene Ontology annotation, biological process: monoatomic anion transport; transmembrane transport.
GUUUUAAUUCGAGUGGUGUAAUUAUUAUUUAAAUCAAGUAUUUUGAAUAAAUUAACUAUAAUUUCCAGAAUAAUAAAGUCAACUAAUAAAUUAUGGGUUUUACAGAGAAAAUAACAUGCCUGCAAGUACUCAACGGUAUGGUGAUCGUUGGCUUCAUGUUCAAUUACAUGCUACGUGUCAACUUAACAAUUGCCAUUGUUGCAAUGGUCCGCCAUGAUACAGCAAUAUCGAACGCAACAGAACUUAACUCAACAACAGCACCAUUAAUACCAAAUGACGAGUUAGAAUUAUCCGAACGUAGAUACGACUGGGAUGAACGUCAACAAAACUUAAUAUUAGGAUCAUUCUAUUGGGGUUACAUUCUAACAGAACUACCGGGUGGACGUUUAGCUGAAAUAAUUGGGGCACGUCGUGUAUUUGGCUAUUCUAUGUUAAUAUCAUCAGCUUUAACAUUAAUCACACCAUUUUUAACGUCCGUACAUUAUAUUGCAAUUGUUAUAUUACGGGCAGUUAUUGGAUUUAUGUUGGGUGCAACAUGGCCAGCAAUCCCACCUAUGGCGGCAGCAUGGAUACCACCAUUAGAACGUAGUAAAUUUAUUGCAAAUAUGAUGGCAUCUUCGUUGGGUGCAGCUAUUACGUUACCUAUAUGUGGGGUGUUGAUAGCUUCGUUUGGUUGGCCAAGUGUAUUUUAUGCAACGGGUGUGGUUGGUAUUGUAUGGUCGAUUUUAUGGUUUGUUUUGAUAUUUGAUUCACCGGAACAACAUCCUCGUAUAUCGGCGGAAGAGAAACAAUAUAUAACGAAUGCUAUAUCUGUGCAUGGUGGACAAAAUAAUAAGCCAGAUCAUGUACCCUGGGGAAAAAUUUUCACAUCAACACCGGUAUGGGCAAUUAUAAUCACACAUGGUUGUUCUGUAUUUGGAUACUUUUCAAUAACAAAUCAAUUGCCAACCUAUAUGAAAUAUAUAUUAAAUUACAAUAUUAAAGCGAAUGGUUUAUUGACAAGUUUACCAUAUUUGGGUAAAUACUUUUUCGCAGUUUUAACUAGCUACAUAGCCGAUUAUUUAAGACGAAGUGGUCGUUUAACUACGACACAAACACGAAAAUCAUUCACAACGUUUGCAGUGAUGACACCAGGAUUUUUGAUGAUUUUACAAGUUUUCUUUGGAUAUGAUCGAGUAUGGUCUAUAAUUAUAUUUACAGUUGCUUUAACAUGUAAUGGUGCCGUUACUGCUGGAUACUUAAGUAAUGGAUUAGAUAUUGCACCAAAUUUCUCGGGUACAAUCUUUGGAUUAGCGAAUACUUUGUCUUCUGGCGGUGGAUUUUUAUCUGCCCUUAUUGUUGGAACAUUAACUUAUCAUAAUCAAACUUAUGGACAAUGGCAGUAUGUAUUUGCUAUAUUAGCUGUAACAUACAUUUUUGGUGCACUUGUAUAUUUGAUAUUUGGUAGUGGUGAACUUCAACCAUGGAACAGUGGACCAGUAAAAGCACAGCCGACACAAAAUGGAGUUGACGCUGAAGUAGUUCCAUUAAAAGAAACACCACCACCAUCAGAAAAAGCAUAAAAAGCUUUAUCACAAUUAGUUUAAUUACUGUAUGGCCUUGCAAAAAAAAAAAAAUCAAACAAAUUAUAUACAAAAUGAAAUUGAACAAAACAUACGCUGGUUGUAUGGAAGCUAAGAGAUUUAUCACAAAAAUUUUUAAAGAAUGUGAUAUUUUCGAUACGCACAUGCUCUUUAGGGAAUCCUAAUGUUUGUUCAAUGUUCCUGUUUUUUUAAAAGAAAAUUUGACUGACGAUGAUACGUUAGAAGAAUGAAUGGUAUAAGUUAACCCUCUCGAAAAUAUGUAUGUACGGGGGUAAAACUUAUCUCAGGAAAACUAUUUUCAUUCCAAGAAUCCAGAGGUUAGUUUUUAGGACUAUUUAUAUUUUAGUAUUUAUUUAUUUUUUAAUCAGUGAAACCUGGCACUUAUGGGGGAAAUGGUUUACCGACAAAUUUCUAUGGA